AUGGGCCGGACAACUCUCUUGCGGAGGAGCAGGAGGCGGCCGGCCAGUCGACUCACCGACGACCUCAUCGUGGAGAUCCUGUCCCGGCUCCCCUUCCGGUCCGUCUGCCGUUUCAAGUGCGUCUCUAAGCCCUGGCGCGACCUCAUCGCCCACCCCGCCCACCGCAAGAAGCUGCCCCACACCCUCGCCGGCGUCCUCUACACCACCAUCACCGGUGCCGGCGGCUAUCGCUACCACCUGGCCGGCCUCUCGGCCGAGGCCGACGGUCUUGAUCUCGACCCUUCACUCACGUUCCUGCCACAUACGGAGUACAGGUACUUCGGGCUGGAGCGCGCCUGCAAUGGCCUCCUCCUCUGCUCCUACAGACCAGACGCUGAAACAGUCCGUUUAGUCGUCUGCAAUCCCGCCACCCGGAGGUGGACGGAGCUGCCCCCUCGCCUGCAGCCGCGGCCAAACACAUGCCACACGGAGCUCCAUCUGGCUUUCGAUCCAGCAGUCCCGUCCCAUUUCCACGUUUUUGAUUUCGAGCACAAUGUCAACCGGAGCGGAAUCACAGGAGCGAGCAUCUACUCGUCGAGAACCGGAGCCUGGAGCCACAGGGAUGCUGCUGGAUUGGUUGACGAAAUUUAUCUGACCCGUCACAGUGUCAUGGUUGGCGGUAUGCUGCACGUUGUCGGCAACCUGUCGGUGGUUGCCGACAGCAACGAUUGGUAUGACAAGACUGUGCUGGUGGCUGUGGACAUGGAGGGCAAGUUGUGGAAGACCAUCUCCGUGCCACGCGGCCAGUAUUAUGGGACAGUUGGGUGGUCACAGGGGUGCCUGCACUAUGCUGCUAUAUCUCCAGCUCCUCUCGCUGUCGGGGAUGACAACGAUGAGGGUUCACUCAACAUGGCUGAAGAGGUAGCGAUCUGGCGCCUUGAGAAUUAUGACACCCAGCAAUGGGCGCUGAAGCAAAGUUUCAGAGUUGAUAAGGUGCUGGACCUAGCUAAGCUGGGGUACAAGCUGGUUGGGUUCCAUCCCGAUCGUGACACCUUCUUUUUGGUCAGCAGUGGUCUUUAUGGCGGAGUUGCGCCUUCAUUGGUGUCGUGGGACAUGCGCCGCCGCCAAAUUGGUGAUUUCAUUGACCUCGAGGAAGGCAGUGGGGGGCCAUAUCUGCCUUAUGUUCCUCUCUUCUCAUCAGAGCCACUAGCAGAUGCAGAUGGGCACUAGUUCAGUUCGACUCAUGCUUGGGCUUGCUCCAAUGCAAUGGAAUAGUCAUAGAAGCGAAGGGCGUCGGGUACUUCAAGCCGUGGCGUCGAGCUCACUUUGGUGGUUGUGGACUUCUUCCAUGCGAGCAGGGGAUGGGCUCUUAUAAUCCUAUGGCCCGCAACAUGAUUGGAGUGGGAUGAUGCUAUACGAGAUACGCUUGAUACAUUGUCGUUGCCUUUAUUUGGUCGAUUACUCUUUAUAUGGAUGAGGUGGUCAUGGAUCGAUUACCCUUUAAUUGUGGUUUGUGUUGGACUCUGGUUAUCUUGUUUUGAGCUGGUGAUCAGCGUCGUAUUAUGGGCGCUUCCAUGGGUGUCUUAUUUCU
Molecule: messenger RNA, 1570 nt
Organism: Triticum aestivum (bread wheat)
Lineage: Eukaryota; Viridiplantae; Streptophyta; Magnoliopsida; Poales; Poaceae
Product: putative F-box protein At2g16220
Exons: 3
Coding region: 1-1209 (402 amino acids)
Molecular function (GO): protein binding
Source: RefSeq, a predicted model, not a curated record